UCCAGCGGCACGCAAAAAUAAUACGUUCUCAUCAGCUCCGUCUUCUUCACUUCCACAAUUCUCAACUCUUUGGGAGCAAGUCAAGCGAAACGAAACUUUUUUUUCCUUCCUGCAAACAGACAAACUGGAUUAGGAUUGGGCUGUGCGUUCGGGGUUUUUCGCAUUAUGGAUCAUAUAGGGGCUCAUCACCACGUCCACCAGAGCCACGCCGAACCCAUCAGCUUUGGAAUUGAUCAAAUCUUAAACAAUCCUGACCAAGGGAGUUGUAUGAUCUCUAGCUCUAGACUACAGGACUCAGAUUAUGGCCUGGGUUGCAUUAUGAGCAGCUCAUAUAACACAAUGGCAGGCAACUACAACAAUAGUUGUACGCCGCAAGGAGGUUACAAUAGCAGUGCUUGCAGCGUGGCAUCGUUAACGGGCUCUUACAAUAUGAACAUGGGCAUGAACAUGAGUGGAAAUAACUUGAACUCUGCGGGUGUGAUCCGAGUGCCAGCACACCGACCGCUGGCCAACAAUGUCCACCAGCCCAUCACCACCGGUAUGCAUACUGUCCCCAGCAUGGGAAGCAUGAAUAACAUAAACAGUCUCACAGGUCUUACAUUUCCCUGGAUGGAAAGUAACAGAAGAUACACUAAGGACAGAUUUACAGUGGCCCUCUCACCCUUCACUGUAACACGCCGUAUAGGUCACCCGUACCAGAACCGGACCCCACCAAAGAAGAAGAAGCCCAGGACAUCGUUCACAAGGUUGCAGAUCUGCGAGCUGGAGAAGCGCUUCCAUAGGCAGAAAUACUUAGCCUCGGCAGAGAGAGCAGCCUUGGCUAAGGCCCUCAAAAUGACAGAUGCCCAGGUGAAAACCUGGUUCCAGAACCGGAGAACAAAGUGGAGGCGACAAACAGCAGAGGAGAGAGAAGCAGAAAGGCAACAGGCCAACAGAAUCCUCAUGCAGCUUCAGCAGGAAGCUUUUCAGAAAACACUUAACCAACCUCUUCAGCCUGAUCCCAUAUGUUUGCACAACUCAUCGCUGUUUGCCUUGCAGAACCUCCAGCCUUGGUCGGAUGACUCCGGCAAGAUAACCAGUGUCACAGCCAUAGCUUCAUCCUGUGAAUAGGGUUUCCUUCCAUGCUUGAUCACGGUUCUCUUCUGGGCUGCGAUGGGAGCAGCAAGAAAGCGCCACACUCUUUUAGCAGCGUCAACAACAACUUCUUUUUACAAAAUAUAGUCUAUGGAUUGUAUCGCUGCAUUUUGUUUAAAAUAUGACCUUGAUGACUGUAACAGCAAUAUGAGAAGAAAAAAGACACAAACACUCGCCUAUGGGAUUUACCCUACAGUAUCAACUAAUUUACAUUUUUAUAAUAUGAAAACACUAUAUGAUAUCAUUGAUCCUCGUAAAGAAAGAGAAGACGAAAAAUAAGAUAUGCCUGUGUUAUUUUCUCUACGUAAUCCAGCACUCUCUCUCUUCUGUGAACAAGCCUCUAAGACAAGUACAGUUUUAAAACCUCAGAUAUGCACAACACAGAAGUAAGAACAACUAUGUGGGCCCGUUAGGAAAAACAGCAUUCCAGUCACUUAUUUUCAGAAAUAUAGAAUAAUACCGCCAUAAUUUACCAGUGGUUUACAACUUUGAUUUAGUGGCAACAUGGCUCCUCUCUAUCCUGAUGUUUCUAGCCCUAUGCAAAAAGGGUAAUUGUAAUACCAGUAUUUGUUCAUUUAUUUAUUUUUUAUUAAUUCGUUAAUUCAUAGGCUCAUUCAUUUUCAGUUACACCCUGCCACUCUUUUCCUAUUCAGAAUCGUGAAAUGUUGCCUUUCCCAAGCAACGGGGGUAAAGAAGAGUUGGACAUCAAAAUUAGAAGGGGCGGCAAUUCAUGCUGCAUUGAGAAAUGGCAUAUUAAAUAUUCUGGGUUUGGUCCUCUGGAGUCUUAAGGAGCAGUUUAUU
Messenger RNA from Protopterus annectens (West African lungfish), 1935 nucleotides. RefSeq names its product T cell leukemia homeobox 1 (gene TLX1). Gene Ontology annotation, biological process: animal organ development; regulation of transcription by RNA polymerase II. The coding region runs from base 166 to 1110 and encodes 314 amino acids. The record is from RefSeq and is a predicted model, not a curated record. The transcript has 3 exons. Gene Ontology annotation, cellular component: nucleus. Lineage: Eukaryota; Metazoa; Chordata; Ceratodontiformes; Protopteridae. Gene Ontology annotation, molecular function: DNA-binding transcription factor activity, RNA polymerase II-specific; RNA polymerase II cis-regulatory region sequence-specific DNA binding.